ACGCGCGUGCUUGCGGAAGCACAGAGUGGAAUGUCGAUACAUUGUUGUUGUUUUCGUGGCUGACUGACGGACGGACUUUAGUUCACGGUCACCGCUUCGGCUAGACGGCGGGACGCGCAUCCCAUCCAGUGACUGCUGAAGCCUACAGGCAGGAUAUUCCUCCUGAACUCACCGAAAAUCCCGGAGGGAAUUCCGCGUCCACAAGACUUUCAGGGUAUGACGACUCAUUUUAAACCGAACAAAGCAGUAAAGGUGAAGAAGGAGGCGGGUGAGAACGCGCCGGCGCUGAGCGAUGACGAGCUGGUGGCCAUGUCAGUGCGCGAACUGAACCAGCACCUGCGCGGCCUCACCAAGGAGGAUGUGGUGCGGCUGAAGCAGCGACGGCGCACGCUUAAGAACCGAGGCUAUGCGGCGAGCUGCCGCAUCAAGCGCGUCACGCAAAAGGAGGAGCUGGAACGCCAGAAGUCGUUGCUGCAGCAAGAAGUAGAGAAGCUUGCCCGUGAGAAUGCCAGCAUGCGCCUGGAGCUGGACGCGCUGCGUGCCAAGUAUGAGGCGCUGCAGUGCUUUGCCCGUACCGUGGCAUGCGGCCCACUCACACCUGCCAAGGUGGCCACCACCUCCGUCAUCACCAUUGUCAAGUCAGCCAAUCACGGCCCUGCGUCUCCGCCGUGUUCCGCACCGUCAUAGUUGGAGGGGAGAAAUGAGGAAUUCUUACAUCUGGUCCAAAUUGGUCCAAAUCUUCCCAGCCAAAUCUCCACAGACUAAAGGGAUGGGAAGGGGAGGCAGGAGACUGCCAUUUUACCAUAACUUCUCUUUGUCUUUUAUUUUUGAUGUUAUUUCUCUGUUCCUCCCACAAACUCACACUCAUAUAUAUAUAUAUAUAUACACACACACAAACCCAUCCACGUUGUCUGUGCACUGUGCUCUAAAGCUCCGGCACCGGCAGCGCUCACCGGCCUUCUCGCCUUUCCUCUGACCCAGACUGAGAUUUAGCAGAGAUGCGACUUGCAGACUUAAUCUUAAAGUACUUGAGAUUGAAUGAACCUGCCAUGGCAGUCUGUGAAUGCGCUGAUGCCUGUGGUAUCUUAAUUUACACCAGAGAGUGAAAAACAUACAUUAUCAAUGGAGAAACACCAUCUGCAGUAUAUUCUUCUUACUGAAGUUUAAUGUAAAAAAAAAAAAAAAUUGCUUAUACUUGCAAAAAGCUUAAGACCUUUUGUCCUCAGCUUUUGUUAGCCGUAUACGGAUUAUGCUCAUGAGUACAGGAUUUCAGGACUAACAUGAAGGGCCAUGGGUUAAACUUCUCAUUAAGUGCGAGCGUAAUGGAUGUCCAGAAACUGGUGGUAGACCAACGAAGUCCUUAUAUCCAUGUUUUAGGAUAGUUUUAAAAUAGUUUUUCACCCAUACACACAUUCAUAUGAAUUCACAAACCGAGACAAUGAGGAAACACACGGAACAAGUGACUCUGACUCAGCAAUUAUUCUAAAGAAUAUUUAGAACAGCACUUAACUUUUACUGUCGAAUUCCAGUUUAAUAUAAUGUUAUAAAAGCACUUCCUAAUCACAAUGACACACAGGACUAUUCAGGACAAAGAAAUAAUAGGAUUUUAAAGGCACUUGUCAGUUACAUUGACUACUACUACUAUUAGCAUAAUAAUAAUCCUAUCAUAAAUAUACCCCUUUAUCACUAACUUCUAUUUCCUAUUAAUAUCGGCGAAAGACCACAUUUUAUUGUCACUUAACUUUAACAGAAAAGAAUUUAUAGUAAUGCACCUGCUUUCUCAUAUGUUAUGUUAUAUAUAGAUAUAUAUGUAUAUUUCUUUCCUCGUCAGCGCUAUAACGAAUGGAGGGUGAUCCAUAUUGGAUAUAGAGACGUGAGCUGUCUUGGCAGAAGUAACGCAAGUCCAUUAUUACCUGUAUAUUACAGAUUCGCUUUCGCAUCACGAAUGAAAAAAAGCGAGAGUAAUUCCGUCCGUUUAGAAAGCAUUCCUACUGCCAGGUCGCCCAAGGUGGCACUGCCGGGUCGCCCAAGGUGGCACUGCCGGUGUUGGUAACCCUGAUUUUAAAUGUUUAUGAAAUCACCAAUAUUUCGAGACAGGCUCUUGGGUAAAAAGACAAUCCUGGUGUUUUACGACGUGACUCAACGUGCAGCGUAUUUUUAUUUUAUUGUUGUUGUUGUCAGAAAUAGGUAACGUGAAGCCUACGUGUAAAUGCUUGUUCUGUUGAUUGAUUUCUUAGAGAAAUGAUCCCACGUGCAAUCAGGAUUCUCUCUUACCCAAGUGACUAUGACUGUUCCUUCUUCCCUUAGGGGGGAAAAAUAAACUGUGCUGCUGUGUAGGUCGCUGAUAGCCCUGGCUUUGUGACCUACUGCUGUGCUUUUGGCAUACUUAUCAUUUCGUAUCUCUUCUCAAUGUUUUAUAUGUCCUUAUACAUAUCCGAAUGGUAUUUAGGUUUAUUUUACUCUUGAUCCAGAAGAUUUCCUUUUGCAUUUUAUACAUUUUGUUGUUUGUUUUUCGGGCAUGACCUGCAUAUCUUGCCAGUAGUAUGUUAAUAAGUUUAGAUAUUUUACACGUCUGCUCUGUGAUCAUUUCUAAUUCGUAUAUAACUCGUGAUUACAAAGCCACACGUCUAAUCAGCGCACGUGUCAGUGUUGAUAGUGAUGCGGAGCGCACGCUUCUCCGACGCUUUCGUGGAUGUAGCCGCUCACGUGAUUUGUCUGUAAAGCGCACGUGUCAUUUCAGUAUUUUGCAAGGCAUUGUUGUUGUGACGACUUGCUGACAUUUCAAACUGCCUCUAGACACGUGUGCUUACAUCUGACUCGAAGAGAAAAGAAAAUGGCAGGACAUUUUCAUCCCCUAAACCUUUACUUAUAUUUUUGGAUCAUAAAAAAAAUAAAUAAAUAAUCAUAAUUAAAAAACCCAGAAAUUCCCCAGCCCAAUGCCUACUUCUUUUUCACUUCCUAUUCCAUAGAAGGAGGUAAUUCCCCAAGUUCGUCCUACAAUCGGUUCCUCUUUACGAAAUUCCAGUUCAAUCUGAAACCCAAAACAAAACAACAACAAAACAACCACCACCACCAUCAGUGACUUGCGCUAACCUCUAAUGUAGAGCUCUAAAAAUGCUGUGAACAAAUGCUAGUGAAUCCGAGACGCUGCAUAUCUUAUAUAUUGGAAGAACGAACCAUUUCUUUUACGGACCAAGAAUAGAAAUGAACGUAUUUUGUUCAGAACACGAACCACAUGGAUGAGAUCUUCUUGCAGGUAGAUUAGAAGGCUGUGGAUAUUGACGAGGCCACGUUACAGUCUGAACAGUAAACAGGAGACCCUCUGACUCAGUUGCCAGUGUUUAGUUGGCCAGUUUGGAUAUAGAGUGUAAUUAGUCCAAGGACAUUAAUUAAAAUUGUAAUUAUCUGCUAGACAAAGCGAACUCACGUACCAGGUUCUCCCUAUAGUCAUUUUUUUUUUUUUUUUAAUUUUAUAAUUAUUUCUCAGUCAUAGCAUAAUUGGGAUGCUGUUCUCACUAAGUGGGUACUUUUUUUUUUUUGUUUUGUUUGUUUUAUUUCUUUCUCAUAUUCUGCGUAUGCUGUAUGUGGCCUUUUUCUGGCUGAACAGGUUAAAUUAUUCUCUAUUUUACAUAUCUAUUUUUUUGAAAGUAUAUAUUCUAAACACGCUCAGUCAGUCCUUAAAGCUAUUUACCAUGAACGCACAUAACUUUUAACCAGUGCUCUUGAACACACUUGCCUAUAAACACACAGAGAGAAUCUCAAUAAGAUUAAAACACUGCUGCUCCAAACCAUGACCCCGUAGUUGUCCACGUUAAGGUUGAACCAAAAGGUAACGGGAAGAAACGGAUGUUAGCUAACAUUAGUUAGCUAUAGUUUAUAAGGAUCUUGAGCUUGAUAUUGUUUAUGUACUGUAGGAAAGGAUAACGCACGCAGCAGAUGCUUUAAACUUCUGACCGCAGACAAAGUUUUGGAAAGUGUCACGAACAGCGAUUGUAAACGAGGACAAGAAAGGCAGCAAACCUAUAAAGACUUUAAAAAUAAAAACUCCUAUGAUUUACACCAUUACAGUAAUCUGUGUAUAACUAUUACACUUGAAAUGUUUAUUUAUUUUGAACCUCUAAAUUAUUGUAUUUACAUUCAUUUAUUUACUUUCUGUCAAUGAACUACCCUCAUGUACAAAUAAACCCGUGCGCUUUUUCCCCACUCUGGCUGCAUAGAAGAAAGUAAAUUAUUCCUGUACAUAGUAUGCAGUGUCCAUUUUGUACUUUUAAAUAAAGCUUCUUCAAUUAAAAAAAAAAA
Molecule: messenger RNA, 4299 nt
Organism: Tachysurus vachellii
Lineage: Eukaryota; Metazoa; Chordata; Actinopteri; Siluriformes; Bagridae
Gene: mafk
Product: v-maf avian musculoaponeurotic fibrosarcoma oncogene homolog K
Exons: 3
Coding region: 217-687 (156 amino acids)
Biological process (GO): regulation of transcription by RNA polymerase II
Cellular component (GO): nucleus
Molecular function (GO): RNA polymerase II cis-regulatory region sequence-specific DNA binding; DNA-binding transcription factor activity, RNA polymerase II-specific
Source: RefSeq, a predicted model, not a curated record